AUGGCACUCUUGGUUGCAUUCUUUCUAUUGACCCUGAUGAGGUCUGGAAUGUCACAGAUGAACAACUCUAAUACAAACAGACCCAUUGGGUCAUUCUGCGGUCGUAACGCUCCAAUGGUUCUUUCGAAUUUUUUCAAUAAUCGCAACUUCGCGCUAUCUGAAAUCAGAAGACAGUUAUCCGGUAACGAUGUUUUAUAUGCUAGAGCACAGAGUUUAGCCGAGGGGGACUCGGUCUUUGGAGCUGCUCAGUGCAGAAACUACCUCUCAACAGCACAGUGUUUGGCCUGUUUUGAUGCUGCUGUGUCUGAACUGACAAGCUGCUUAACCGGAAAUGGUGCUUAUGUUUUCUUCGAUAACUGUUUCCUAAGGUUUUCCCGGAUGUGGAAUAAAGAUAAGUGGCAUAAAGAUUGA
Erigeron canadensis is the source of this 411-nucleotide messenger RNA. RefSeq names its product putative cysteine-rich repeat secretory protein 7. The transcript is spliced from 2 exons. The record is from RefSeq and is a predicted model, not a curated record. NCBI's taxonomy places the organism in Eukaryota, Viridiplantae, Streptophyta, Magnoliopsida, Asterales, Asteraceae. The coding region runs from base 1 to 411 and encodes 136 amino acids. Gene Ontology annotation, cellular component: plasmodesma.